GAGCAGAGCGGCGCGAGCGACGACGGCCAUUUUAGAGCUGCCUUAGUAACCGACACACAUCUCCUGGAUUUUAUUUUUUAUUGUUCCGUAGAAACGCUCCACCUGACUGACGAGGACCGAAGAAGGCUGUGUUUGACUUCCCCGCGGCUGAACUCAAAGUCAGGAUGCGGUUCCGAGGGAAUAAACCAUUUGCAUCCGCAGUCGGACUGCUCCUCGGACUAUUAUUUGCGGUGGAGGCAGCUAAAGUCAAUAAGCACAAACCAUGGAUCGAAACGACGUACCAUGGGAUUGUGACAGAGAACGAUGACAAAGUUAUUCUGGACCCUCCUCUAAUUGCGCUGGACAAAGACGCUCCUUUACGCUAUGCAGAGAGUUUUGAGGUGACCCUCACUGAAGAAGGUGAGAUUUGCGGCUUCAGGAUCCACGGGCAGGACGUCCCCUUUGAGGCAGUGGUCCUGGACAAGUCCACUGGUGAGGGGGUCAUCAGGGCAAAAGAAAAACUGGACUGUGAGCUACAAAAGGAGCACACCUUCACCAUCCAGGCCUACGACUGUGGAGAGGGUCCUGAUGGGGCCAACAUGAAGAAAUCACACAAGGCGACUGUCCACAUCCAGGUGAACGACAUCAACGAGUACUCACCAGUGUUCAAGGAGAAGACAUACAAAGCCACCGUCAUCGAGGGAAAGAAGUACGACAGCAUCCUGAAGGUGGAGGCGGUGGAUGCUGACUGCUCCUUCCAGUUCAGCCAAAUCUGCAGCUAUGAAAUUGUGACACCCGACGUGCCCUUUACCAUUGAUAAAGACGGUUUUAUUAAAAACACUGAGAAGCUGAGCUACGGCAAAGAGCACAUGUACAAGCUGACGGUGACGGCCUACGACUGCGGGAAGAACCGAGCUUCUGAAGACGUUCUGGUCAAAAUCAACAUUAAGCCCACCUGCAAACCCAGCUGGCAAGGCUUCAAUAAAAGGACUGAGUAUGAACCAGGAACAGGUAGCCUGGCGCUUUUCCCCAGCAUGCAUUUGGAGACCUGUGACGUGCCCAUCACAUUUGUCCGGGCCAGUAUCGAACUGGAAACCAGUCACAUCGGAAAGGGCUGUGACAGAGACACCUACUCCGAGAAGUCUCUGCACAAGCUGUGUGGAGCCAGCUCCGGCACCGUGGAGCUCCUUCCUGCACCGAGCAGCUCUUCCAACUGGACGGUAGGACUGCCCACGGAUAACGGACACGAUAGCGACCAGGUGUUUGAGUUCAAUGGGACCCAGGCCAUCAAGGUGCCUGAUGGUUUGGUGAACACCAACCUGAAGGAGCCCUUCACCAUCUCUGUGUGGAUGAGACAUGGACCCGGGUCCCGCGAAAAGGAGACCAUCCUUUGUAAAUCUGAUAAAACAGAUAUGAACAGACACCACUACUCCCUCUACGUCCACAACUGCAGGCUAAUCCUCCUCCUUCGCCAGGAUCCCUCAGAGGCAGAGAACUACAAACCGGCAGAGUUUCACUGGAAGCUUGACCAGGCCUGUGACAAAGAGUGGCAUCAUUAUGUGCUCAAUGUGGAGUUCCCCACUGUUUCCCUAUUUGUGGACGGGACCGUCUUCGAGCCCUUCAUGGUCACAGAAGACCACCCACUGCACCCGUCGAAGAUUGAGACUCAACUCACAGUUGGUGCCUGCUGGCAAGAAAACUCAGGACAUGACAAUGACACUGAGACAGGCCCUGAGACCACCUCAGGCGGGAAUGCCAGAAUGGCUCAGUUUUUCCGAGGGAACCUUGCUGGCCUGAUCAUCCGCUCCGGCAAGCUGGAGAACAAGAAGGUGAUCGACUGUUUGUACACCUGCAAAGAGGGACUCGACGUGCAGCUGCCUGAGGAGGUAGCUUCAGCUGUAAAGGUUGACUUCAACCCCAACCAGUCCUCUCUGACUGUGGAAGGCGAUGACAUCGGUGCCUUUGACAAAGUCAUGCAGCACAUCUCAUACUUAAACUCCCGCCAGUUCCCAACCCCUGGCAUCAGGCACCUCCGCAUUUCCACCACUGUCAAGUGUUUAAAUGAGGAUGCCUGCGUGGCAGUGCCAGAUGCUGAAGGUUACGUGAUGGUGCUGCAGCCCGAGGAGCCAAAGAUCAGCUUGAGUGGGAUCGACCACUUUGCUCGCAGCGCUGCUGAAUUUGAGAGCCAAGAAGGAGUGACUCUUUUCCCCGAGCUUCGCAUUGUAAGCACCAUCACCCGUGAAAUGGAGGUGGAUGCAGAGUCUGAGGGUGCAGAAGGCACUGAUGAUGACCCCACAGUUCAAGAGACAGUUGUAUCAGAGGAGAUCAUGCACAACUUAGACUCAUGUGAAGUUUCUGUGGUUGGUGAUGAGUUGGACGGCGAGCACGAGAGCCUGGAGGUGGACGUUUCACAGCUGCAGCAGCGCGCCUUGGAGAUGAGCUCUUCUAACCUGGGACUCAUCAUAACUGGUGUGAACACGAUGGCCAACUACGAGCAGGUCCUGCACCUUAUCCGCUACAAGAACUGGCACACCGAAGCUCUCUUUGACAGGAAAUUCAAACUGGUCUGCUCUGAGCUAAAUGGUCGCUAUAUUAGCAAUGAGUUCAAGGUGGAGGUGAAUGUGAUUCACACAGCUCCUGUGGAGCACGCCAACAACGCCAUGGUGCAGCCCAACUUCAUCAACCCUGUUCACCAUGCAUCUGUGGAUCUCUCUGGUCACAACUUGGUCAAUGCUCACCAGGCUUCAGUGGUUCCCAGCGCCGCCACCAUUGUGAUUGUGGUGUGUGUAAGCUUCCUGGUGUUCAUGAUAAUCCUGGGCGUGUUCCGCAUCCGAGCCGCACACCAGCGCUCCAUGAGAGACCAGGAGAGCGGCAAGGAGAACGAGAUGGACUGGGAUGACUCAGCCCUCACCAUCACAGUUAACCCAAUGGAGACUUACGAGGACCAGCACAGCAGCGAGGAGGAGGAGGAAGAAGAGGAGGAGAGCGAGGAUGGGGAGGAGGAGGACGACAUCACGAGCGCUGAGUCAGAGAGCAGCGAGGACGAGGAGGGCGGGGAGCCAGAAGACCAGCAGGGGACCAGCAGACAGCAGCAGCUGGAGUGGGACGACUCCACUCUCACCUACUGAGAAACACCAAGCCCCGCACAUACUCUGACACACCGACACACACAUAAAACCAGGCCACAGUCACCGCUUUACGCACCCCUCCAUGCAGCUUCAUGUCUAGGAGCCAUAAAAUACAAAAACAACAAAAAAAAAAUGAAAAAUGUCCUUCAGCGUAUAUGGUCAAGGCUUUCCUGUUGUUAUCUUCGUGGUGGUACUCAGUGUAGUGUAGUCAUCACCAGGUUGCUGAUUUAACUUUUCAUUUUUUUUAUUUAUUCUAAUUUUAAUUCCCUUGAAAACUUGGCCGACAUUUCUUCUGGAGUUUGUGAAGAAGCCAGCCCUGCACUUUCUGUUCUCAGUCAGGCUUUCAUGCAGAGAUUCAUUUAGAUUUCCUGAUGUAUAUCCUUUGGCUAAUGCUUUUAGGGUCGCUUGCUGACUUCAGUUUUCUUGGAUUGUGGUCCACAGUGAAGCAAUUUUACUCUCUUUUUUUAAUUGUCCUUGUUUAGUGCAUGAGGAAACUUGGGAAGUCUUACUUGUAGAGAAACAAAUUGCUUUUUAAAGAUUUUUUUUUUCGUUGUUGUUGUAAAUAUAAAAACGAUGUAAUUAGUUGAUGUGUUAGUGAAAGCCCGCUCAGCAGGGUCCAAUAUCUUAAAGAAAAACUACAAAAAAACCAACAAAAAAAGACGCAGUACGUAAUGUAGAAUAUCUGUGUCUGCACAGGCUGUAGCAUGUCGCUGAAUUUCUGCUGAAGCCGUUCCACCGUGCUUUUCCAAAAGUCUGCCUCGUCAUGAGAAGCCCAGGACUGUUACGCAGAGGUUUCCAUGACAGAGGGGGGUCCGUUUUGUCCUUUUUU
Messenger RNA from Cyprinodon variegatus (sheepshead minnow), 3936 nucleotides. RefSeq names its product calsyntenin 1 (gene clstn1). The transcript is spliced from 19 exons. Gene Ontology annotation, biological process: positive regulation of synaptic transmission; positive regulation of synapse assembly; homophilic cell-cell adhesion. Gene Ontology annotation, molecular function: amyloid-beta binding; X11-like protein binding; calcium ion binding. The record is from RefSeq and is a predicted model, not a curated record. Gene Ontology annotation, cellular component: cell surface; postsynaptic membrane. The coding region runs from base 165 to 3107 and encodes 980 amino acids. Lineage: Eukaryota; Metazoa; Chordata; Actinopteri; Cyprinodontiformes; Cyprinodontidae.